UGUUUACGUCAAAAUCGUCCUCUGCUUUUACCAAACCAAGUUGUGUGUUGUCUUUUGAAAGUUUUGUUUAUAAAAUUUAAUUAAAUUCUGUUAACAAGAUAAAAAAUAUUUGUAACAAAUGGCAUCAGAUUGGCAAUGUGUCCCAAAAGACUAUGAAAUCAAUAAAAACAUACUCCAAGGGUACUUCACUUAUGAGCAUCCUCUGAAGCAGAUGACGGUAGUGGAAAGUAAAGGAACAAGAAGAUCUGGCAAUGGUAGUUUGUCAAGUAGUCGGACUUCUUCUACUUUGUCCCUUAUCGAUCCAUUGGGAAUGGCAUUAGAUGGAUCAGAUCCAUUAUCACAAUUCGCUCGACAAGAGCAAGAGCUUAUGGAUCCUUUAUCGCAAAUGGCCACAGAUUAUGAAACAUCUUUUAAAAAAACUAAAAAACGAGACAAAGAUCGCCAGAAUGAUGAGGAAGUAAUGAAUUGGAGUGUAAAGCGUUUAGGAAUACUCAAUAAAUUUAUAACUUCCGAGAAGCUUUCUAUAUCGACAAGUUUCCUGGCAGGAGGAGAAUUAAUUAAAGCUCAAACAAUUGUUUCGGAUAAAGUAAAAUAUCGUCUAGAACAGCUUGAUGAUUUUGAAGACGGCUCCAUGCGACACAUGAUGAACCUUACACAACAAGAGUAUAUUCUUCGCAUAGAGCAACUUAACCAGGAAUUAGUUCAAUCUUGGAAUGGUGACCAAAGAGUAAAGGCCUUAAAAAUAGCUAUUCAAUGUGCCAAGAUGUUGUCUGACACCUCGGUACUGCAGUUUUAUCCUAGCCAAUUCGUAUUGAUUACGGAUAUUUUGGAUAUUUUUGGAAAGCUCGUUUUUGAGAGAUUACGGUCAAAAGCAGAUUGUGGAGAACAAGGAAAACGGAUUGUCCCGGAAAAAUUUGCACACGAAACUAUGCGAGAGAAUGCAAAAGAAACCUGCCAGAAUUGGUUCUUUAAAAUUGCGUCAAUUAGAGAGCUUUUACCUCGAAUCUAUGUGGAAAUGGCAAUUCUUAAAUGCUACAGUUUCAUUUCACAAAAUGAGUAUGGGCAAGCACUGAUGAGAAUUACAAGGAUGAUUCGAGGAAUUGGUGAUCCAUUAGUAGCAACUUAUGCUAGAUGUUAUUUGCUGCGCGUUGGUCUUACAGUAUCGGUAGAGAAAAAUUAUAUAAGAGAAAAUUUUAAUGACUUUUUAGCAGUUUAUCAUACAAUUUUCAAUGGUACCGUACGUUCUGAAAUCAAUCGCCAACGAAUUGACAUUACACUUUAUUUGUCGCUCUAUACUCCAGCUUUGGAUUGGAUACUUCAAGCGCUCGUUAAAAAAUCUGAUGAAUAUUGUGAAGAAAUGUUGAAGAAAUGCAAAGAUACCAAAAACAAUGGGCUACUAUUAAUUUCGAUGCUGAAUUCCUUGAAGCCCGAGUUUAUAGCUGCCAAUGCCUUGGAAUUCGUAAAUAUUAUAUCCAACUCAUCAACAGAAGGCAUAUCUAAGGGACAACUGUUUCGUGCAUUAGGAAAUAAUUUAAAUAAAUGCCCUCCAUCAAUAGAACAGAAGGAAGCUGUUUACAAUAAUGCAUUUACAACUAUAAAAACAUUCACUCAACCAUCUGAGUAUAUAACAUGCGUGGAAAUGUGGGCGCAAUUUACUGUAGAACAUUUUUCAAUGAGAGACGUGAACAACUUUCUAGGCGAAAUCAAAAUUAGAAUGAAUCAAAAUAAAGCAUAUGAAAAUCAUUACCCGCAGUUGCAGUCAAUUUUGGAGAAGAUUGUAAGACAUUGUAAGGAAUUUGAACUCUUGUUAACAUUGGAUAAUUUUCUACCUGUAUUGGAUCUUUUUAAAAAAGAAUCAACAAAAAUUGACGUAUGCAAACAAAUAAUGACCACAUAUAAAAACAAUGUAGAGACCACAACUUCGGAUGCAGUUGUUAGUAAUGCGCUUAUGUACAUCUGUAAAGUUUUGAACGAUUCAGUGACAGCUCUUACAGUUGAAGACGAACGCCGUCAAAUUGGUAGCCUUAUAUCAAAUUUUGUCAAAAACGUUAAUUAUGGACGAGACUUUGAACAACAGCUUACAUUCUAUGUUGAAUCACGAGCUGCAUUUCCCAAUCUAGACGCAGUUAUUACAACGCUAGUGCAUUCAGUCAAUAAACUCGCCAUUGAAACACGAAAUGUAAUAAACGGACAACAUACUCGAAAAACAGCAGCGUUUGUAAAGGCAUGUGCUGCAUAUUGUUUCAUUACCAUUCCAAGUAUUGCGUCAGUUGCUACACAAAUGGAUUUGUACCUUCUAAGUGGACAAGUUGCUUUAUUGAAUGUUUGCCUGGGACAAGCUGAUGCAUGUUUUGAAACUGCUCUUCAACUCGUUGCUGAACUGCCACGCACAAUCGAAAUCGAAGGUAAACUUAAAAGCACAGAAGGAUAUUUGGUGUCAUAUUUAUGCAAUAUGUUGUCCACAUUGAUAAUAGUCCCAGAUAGCCCUGAACAAGGAGUCCUGUAUUUGCUUCGACUACUUCUUGAUGUUCUCAAAAAAUUUCCUUUUGACUUGCAUAGUAUUGGACCUGUAACUGUCUAUUUACAUGCAUUGGAUAUGUUAUAUAUUGAGAGUUUAGAUUCAUUUCCGUAUCACAUUCCAAAUGUUGUUUCAAAUGAUGGCCUUUAUGGUGGUGAUCUCAAAUUUAUCACCGAAGUGAAUUGUAUGUGCGCACAAAUUGUUGAACAUAUUCUUAGUCAAUUGAAAUCACUAGGAUUCGCCAAUCAACUUAAAGCUCAAUCAACUUUGGCUUUGGAGCUUCUAUUGCGUAUUAUUCGCUAUGCUGAUGUUUCUAAAGAGAAAAUAUUUGCCCUGGCCGUUAAUCUUUGGAAUCUAGCAAUCAAACAUGAAGGAAAUGCCGAUCAAAAAAUUGUCGCUAUGACACUGAAGUGUGUCGAAGAAGUUAAAACUCUAACCACCAAUGAAGUGCGAUCUCAAAAACUAAACGAACUGCUAAAUCGAAUGAAGACCAAAUAAUUUAUUUAAAUUAUAACUUAUCCGUAAUAUAAUGCAUAAAUACAAAAUAAAGAACACAAUAAUUAUUAAA
Molecule: messenger RNA, 3086 nt
Organism: Episyrphus balteatus (marmalade hoverfly)
Lineage: Eukaryota; Metazoa; Arthropoda; Insecta; Diptera; Syrphidae
Product: VPS35 endosomal protein sorting factor-like
Exons: 16
Coding region: 119-3016 (965 amino acids)
Biological process (GO): endocytic recycling
Cellular component (GO): endosome
Source: RefSeq, a predicted model, not a curated record